GGAAACUUCCUGCUUCUCUUCCUGCGGCCACAAAGAGCGGUCCUAGUGCCCUCCACAUGGUCCUAGUGCCCUCCUCAUUCCCUAACCGCCAUUAAACAACAACAAAAAGAACGACGAAGCCAAGUUGGAAGUGGUCCAUUAAAAGGUUGAUAGCGCGACCUCCUCUACUGUAGAAUGUAGUAUGGACCAUAGGACAGGACGAAGACCUCCUGUACUGUAGAAUGUAGUAUGGACCAUAGGACAGGACGUUAAGAAGCCGUGGAGGCCUAAGAUGCUCUACUAGUCUGCUGGAAAUCCAAAGAAGACGAAGGAGUAAAAAGCAAAAUGGCGUUUGACAAAGAAGGCCUAAACGUGGCCACUGGCCAUUAUUGUUUCUCUAUUUGUAUUUAGUGCAUACAUGUACGCAUAUAUGUCGUGUAGUAGAUGAAACAUUGUUUGUAUCCGGAUACAUUAGUCGGAGCGCACUUUAUCAAGUCUUAGCUUGCUACUUAGCUUAGCUUGUUAGCUGCUAACAAAGAGACGCGGACGUUAUCAACACAUCGCUAAGUAGACAUCAAAUGUGAGUGUAAAGUGUUGUGAUUGUGUGAACAUGUGAGUGUAAAGUGUUGUGAUUGUGUGAACAUGUGAGUGUAAAGUGUUGUGAUUGUGUGAACAUGUGAGUGUAAAGUGUUGUGAUUGUGUGAACAUGUGAGUGUAAAGUGUUGUGAUUGUGUGAACAUGUGAGUGUAAAGUGUUGUGAUUGUGUGAACAUGUGAGUGUAAAUUGUUGUGAUUGUGUGAACAUGUGAGUGUAAAGUGUUGUGAUUGUGUGAACAUGUGAGUGUAAAUUGUUGUGAUUGUGUGAAAGUAUGAGGAGGAACUUUGUCCAACAAAAGAGGAGAAGGAGCGACAACAUCAACUAUGGACGCUAUUUUCAAGAAACAUCAAGUCAGACGUCCAGCAGCCCCCCACAUUAAAGAGGAAGAGGAGGAUCCACAGCCCACCCACAUUAAAGAGGAAGAGGAGGAAGAGUGUGUUGUAUGGCAGGAGGAGGAUGAUGUCAGCAAGUUUCCACUGACUGUUGUCUCUGUGAAGACUGAAGAGCAUGAAGACAAAGCACCUGAGUCCUCACAGCUUCAUCACAGUCCAAACGUCCAGCAGCCCCCCCACAUGAAAGAGGAAGAGGAGGAUCCACAGCCCCCCCACAUGAAAGAGGAAGAGGAGGGAGGGUGUCCUGUAGGGCAGGAGGAGGAUGAUGUCAGCAAGUUUCCACUGACUGUUGUCUCUGUGAAGACUGAAGAGCAUGAAGACAAAGCACCUGAGUCCUCACAGCUUCAUCACAGUCCAAAUGUCUGUAAAGAACAACUUCUGCCUGAAAAACAGGAGAGUAGCUUCAGGAUGUUGGAGGAUCCACCAAAGAGGAAGACCAGGCACCACGGACCCUCUGGUGUAUUCUUUUCCUCUUUGACACAGACCCUUCCCUGUAAAAAAGAAGAGGAAGACUCACUGACCCCCCACAUUAAAGAGGAAGAGGAGGAACACAGCAUCAGUCAGGAGGGAGAUCAUAUUGAAGGACUGGUGGAGUUCCCAGUGACUGGUGUCCCUGUGAAGAGUGAAGAUGAUGAGGUCAAAGGUGAGCGUGAGGAGAAGAGAGAGGCGGAGCCUCCAAGCAGCAGCUCAACACAACACAUGACAACAGAAGGUGAUGGAGACCACUGUGGAGGAUCACAAGCAGACAAGAUGUUAGCUCCACUAUCAGAUAGUGAGGACACAACGUCACACUCUCCUGACACUGAUGAUGAACACUCUAAAGAUGAUAAGACAUGUCACACUGACAACACUCACUUCACAUGUUCUCACUGUCACAAAACUUUUAAAUACCAUAGUGAUCUGAAAACAAACACAAGAAGACACACUGGUGAAAAAACUUUUAUCUGUUCAAUCUGUAGUAAAGGUUUUGUAGAAAGUCACAAAUUGAAAGUACACAGGAAAACACACACUGGUGAAAAACCUUUUUCUUGUUCAAUCUGCGGUAAAGGUUUUACACAGAGUCAAAAUUUGAAAAAACACACGAGAACACACACUGGUGAAACACCUUUUUCUUGUUCAAUCUGUGGUAAAGGUUUUACACAAAGUCAAUAUUUGAAAAUACACAUGAGAGCACACACUGGUGAAAAACCCUUUUCCUGUUCAAACUGUGGUAAAGGUUUUACACAAAGUCAAUAUUUGAAAGUACACAUGAGAAGACACACUGGAGAAAAACCUUUUUCCUGUUCAACCUGUGGUAAAGGUUUUACACAUAGUCAAUAUUUGAAAGUGCACAAGAGAGCGCAUGCUGGUGAAAAACCUUUUUCCUGUUCAACCUGUGGUAAAGGUUUUACACAAAGUCAAGGUUUGAAAAGACACAUGAGAACACACACUGGUGAAAAACCCUUUUCCUGUUCAACCUGUGGUAAAGGUUUUACACAAAGUCAAGAUGUGAAAGUACACAUGAGAACACACACUGGUGAACAACCUUUUUCCUGUUCAACCUGUGGUAAAGGUUUUACACAAAGUCAAGUUUUGAAAUUACACAUGAGAACACACACUGGUGAAAAACCUUUUUCCUGUUCAAUCUGUGGUAAAGGUUUUACACGAAGUCAAUAUUUGAAAGUACACAUGAAAACACACACUGGUGAAAAACCUUUUACUUGUUCAAUCUGUGGUAAAAGUUUUACACGAAGUCAACAUUUGAAAGUACACAUGAAAACACACACUGGUGAAAAACCUUUUACUUGUUCAAUCUGUGGUAAAAGUUUUACACAAAGUCAAAAUUUGAAAGUACACAUGAGAGCACACACUGGUGAAACACCUUUUUCUUGUUCAAUCUGUGGUAAAGGUUUUACACAAAGUCAAGAUUUGAAAGUACACAUGAGAACACACACUGGUGAAAAACCCUUUUCCUGUUCAAACUGUGGUAAAGGUUUUACACUUAGGCAAUCUUUGAAAACACACAUGAGAACACACGCUGGUAAAACAACUUUUUCCUGUUCAACCUGUGGUAAAGGUUUUAAACAAAGUCAAGAUUUGAAAGUACACAUGAGAACACACACUGGUGAAAAACCUUUUUCCUGUUCAACCUGUGGUAAAGGUUUUACACAAAGUCAACAUUUGAAAGUACACAUGAGAACACACACUGGUGUAAAACCAUUUUCCUGUUCAACCUGUGGUAAAGGUUUUACACAAAGUCAACAUAUGAAAGCACACGUGAGAACACACACUGGUGUAAAACCUUUUUCCUGUUCAACCUGUGGUAAAGGUUUUACACAAAGACAACAUAUGAAAGCACACAUGAGAGCACACACAGGAGAGAAAGUGUUGAGUUGCAGUGUGUGUGGUGAAAGAUUCUCUUAUAAGUACCAGUGUAAGAAACACAAGUGUGCUGGUGAGAACAGCAGCAGCAAAUGAAACUGCAGGAUUUGAAAUAAACUGUCAAGACUUUAAUGUUGACUUUGCCGUCAAGGGACGGCGUGGCGAAGUUGGGAGAGUGGCCGUGCCAGCAAUCUGAGGGUUACUGGUUCAAUCCCCACCUUCUACCAUCCUAGUCACGUCCGUUGUGUCCUUGGGCAAGACACUUCACCCUUGCUCCUGAUGGGUCCUGGUUAGCGCCUUGCAUGGCAGCUCCCACCAUCAGUGUGUGAAUGUGUGUGUGAAUGGGUGAAUGUGGAAAUACUGUCAAAGCGCUUUGGGCUCCUUUAAAAAGGGGUAGAAAAGCGCUAUACAAGUACAACCAUUUAUUUAUUUUACUUUCUAACAUCAGCACAUAUAACAUGUGUGACAUUGUUGUUUGUGUAACUAUCUUUUUAAUAUGCUACUACAUUUAUAGAUUAGAUGGUUUGAAAUAUGGAAAUAUUACAUAUUUGUAUUUCUAAUUGUUAAUAAUCCCAUAGAUUAGCCCCUAUUUAUAACAUACAUAUUUACUGGUUCACAUCUGAAACAUCUUAUCAUAUUAUUAUUUACUUUAUACAUCAUUUGAACACUUGUCUUUUAUACCAUUUUAAAAUGUGUGACUUUAUGAAUUAUUUGUUGGGUCUCUAUAAUCCAUUUUAGUAAUGAUCUUUAUUACUCUUUUUUUGUGAUAUGAUGAUUGUGUUGUGAUUGUUUUAUAUGUAUGUCCCCAGACCUUUAUGCAAUAUAAAAGUGAGAGAAAAUGGCUGAAUUGUUUGUGGAAGGAUGUUUUAUUUUAUUUUUUUACAAAUUUACAUUCGUGGAUUAAACAAAGAUUCCC
Messenger RNA from Entelurus aequoreus (snake pipefish), 4245 nucleotides. Its product is annotated as oocyte zinc finger protein XlCOF6-like. The transcript has 5 exons. NCBI's taxonomy places the organism in Eukaryota, Metazoa, Chordata, Actinopteri, Syngnathiformes, Syngnathidae. Bases 900 to 3425 code for a protein of 841 amino acids. The record is from RefSeq and is a predicted model, not a curated record.